UUAAACGUAUGUGGCAACCCGAUUCACAAAAUCUCAUGGAGAAAGCCCGACUCCCAAAUGCGUCCCUCGAAGCUCUGGUCAGGACUCCGGUGUGGCCUUUUCAAAUUCCAGCUCUAUCACCCUCGCUGCGCUAGGGUUUAGAAAUGGAGCCCAUAACUUCAGUUGUUGACAAAUUGAAAGGAUUCGCCAAGUCCAGCCACGAAUUCGUUAACGGCCUCGUUCCCCGCCGCGACCGCAAUCCGAUAGAAAUCUUGAAGCGGUUGCAGCGGGAAGCAUUUUCAGAUUUGAUGAAGCUUAGAGACCGACAAGAUAAGGUUGAGCGAAUACUAUCCUACAAAUCUUCCACUGGAAGCCCAUUCAAAGAAGCCAAUACCCAUGUAAUGGGAGAGGUUGAUGCCUUAGGGGCUUUAUUGAUGAAGGAUAAUGUUGAUCAGCAGGAUUAUGAUGCCUUUAAUAGAGCUGGAAUGAGAACUGGAAUUGAUUCAAGGUUCACUUUCAAAACGAUGAUUCGACAGAGUGACACUCUUGUAGCUGAGUUUGCGGCCAGCCAGAAAGGCCGGGGGUAUCUUGGUGAUGACUUUGGAAGUCCACUUUCACUAGCAAAAGUGCUUUAUGUGGCUAAUGUUAGUGACUGGUUUUCUGCAGUUGCAGUGCCAGUCGGAGCUCAAUGCAGGGAUGUUGGAUUUGCUACAGAUUCUGCUCACCAGGGAAAGGGUCUUACUGAUUUUUCAUCUUUUGGGCCACCAAUUUUGAAUCAACAUAAUGGUAGUGCCAUUGGCUUAAUGGUGAGAAAAUCGAAGCUUGUUGCUUCUUUAGCUCAGUUUGCUUCUGGACUGGGAAUAGAGCCUUGCACUGAUGGAAUAAGGGACUGCUUCAGUACUUUUGGGCAAGUUGUCUGUCAACUUUCAGAAGGAACAAAACUCUCUCUUAUGGGUCUUCACCAAGUGCCUAGACCAUUAAGUCAACAGUUCAGGCUUGGAGCCCUUACAAUGCCAGUAAGCAUUUUGAAACUUCGUAAAGCUCCUAAGACAUCCGUGGAAGCAUCCGAUCGCCUCUUGGGCACAGACAUGGAGGAAAGGGUCUCUGCUGGAUCAUUUGCUGUCAUGCUUGAGUCAAAGCUUGACGACAGCACUAGAAUUGGAGGUUGGAUUGAGAUGAAAAAUUCAGGUCCCCAACAUCUACAGUGGGCUCUUUCUGUGUCUGAUUCCCCAGAAAAUGAAUUUGGAUGGAGUUUGAGCUUAGGUGGGAUAAUCAAACGUCCCACAAGCUGGGACCAUUUCCAGGCUGAAGCCUCUCUAAAAUUCAAUUUAGGAAAGAGAUUCAGCUUGCAGCCAGGUCUUGUAUAUGUAAUGGAUGGAAAUGCCCAAAUACCUGUUGUUAUGCUCCGGUCUAGUUGGUCCUUGUGAUCACUAUUUUCAUUCCAAGUUUUUUUUCCCCGCCUCUUUUGGUCUACUUUCUAUGCCAACUUCCAGUUGCUGUUAUUGGGGAAGCCAUUUUUCUCACAAAAGGUAAUGCUCUGUGGCCUUUUUUAGUUAUCACAUUGUAGUAUUACAUGGUCUUAUCAUUCUCAUAAAAGUUUCUUUUUCGAAAA
Molecule: messenger RNA, 1591 nt
Organism: Vitis riparia (riverbank grape)
Lineage: Eukaryota; Viridiplantae; Streptophyta; Magnoliopsida; Vitales; Vitaceae
Exons: 3
Coding region: 144-1406 (420 amino acids)
Source: RefSeq, a predicted model, not a curated record